Messenger RNA from Eurypyga helias (sunbittern), 610 nucleotides. Its product is annotated as ERO1-like protein beta. The annotation marks the transcript as partial. The record is from RefSeq and is a predicted model, not a curated record. Gene Ontology annotation, biological process: protein folding in endoplasmic reticulum. Gene Ontology annotation, molecular function: FAD binding; protein-disulfide reductase activity; thiol oxidase activity. The transcript has 9 exons. Gene Ontology annotation, cellular component: endoplasmic reticulum membrane; endoplasmic reticulum. Lineage: Eukaryota; Metazoa; Chordata; Aves; Eurypygiformes; Eurypygidae.
CUCACAGGGGUCCUAGAUGAUUGUUUAUGUGACAUAGAAAGCAUCGAUGACUUCAAUACUUUCAAGAUCUUCCCCAAAAUACAGAAACUUCAAGAACGUGAUUACUUCAGAUAUUACAAGGUCAACCUGAAGAGACCGUGCCCAUUUUGGGCUGAUGAUGGCCAUUGUUCUAUCAAAGAUUGUCACGUAGAGCCUUGUCCUGAGAGCAAAAUACCUGUUGGAAUUAAGGCUGGGAGCUCUAAUAAAUAUUCAAAAGCAGCAAAUAAUUCCAAAGAAUUGGAAGACUGUGAGCAAGCUAACAAACUGGGAGCUGUUAACAGUACCUUAAGUAACCAAAGUAAGGAGGCUUUCAUUGACUGGGCAAGAUACGAUGAUUCACAGGAUCAUUUUUGUGAACUUGAUGAUGAGAGAUCUCCAGAUGCACAGUAUGUGGAUUUGCUGCUGAAUCCCGAACGUUACACUGGAUACAAGGGGCCUUCUGCUUGGAGAGUGUGGAACAGCAUCUACGAAGAAAACUGUUUCAAGCCUCGAUCUGUCUAUCGUCCUUUAAAUCCACUGGCGCCCAGUAGGGGGGGAGAUGAUGGAGAAUCUUUCUACACAUGGCUAGAAG